AUGCUAUCAGAAGACUUUUUGAUAAAGAAACAUUUGAAAAUGAUCCAAUACUCAAUGAUCCCCUGCAAAUCACAAAAAGGUCUGGAAAGCCGUGCACACAGUGAGCGUUUUACUACAUACUUCAGACUGCCAAGAGAAGAGACAUUAAAAGAGGUGCAUGAAUGUUUCUUAUGGAUACCCUUCAGCCACCUAAAUACAGUGGGGAAGAUGUGCAUUUCUGAGAACUACAUUUGCUUCGCUAGCCAUGAUGGCAGCCUUUAUAGCACAAUCAUACCUUUACGAGAGAUUAUUGGAUUAGAAAAGUCUGAUGUUAUAACAAGGGCUAUUACCAUUAGCACAAAAAGGAAGAAUAUAUUUCGUUUCACAGAUGUUCGAGACUUUGAAUCCUUGGUGGCAAGAUUGAGGUCCAGAUGUGCAAUAACAAGUCCCCAGCACACAGCAUAUACUGAGAUUAGCUACAGUUAUAAUGCAGAGUUCCCAGAAGAGCAUCCUAUGGUGGGUCCAAAAGGCACCAGCAAGACUGUGAGCACAGAAGCCUUAAUGACCGUGUUUCAUCCUCAGGAUGCAGAGAACCUUGAUCCAAUAAUGCUGAAAGAAAAAAUGAAGGAGCAGUAUUGGAAUAUUCUGUUCACCGAAUGUGGUCGUGGCAUUAGCAUGUUUCGUACAAAGAGAACUAGAAAUUUAGUUGUUAAGGGAAUUCCCGAAACUUUGAAAGGAGAACUUUGGUUACUUUUCUCAGGUGCAGUUAAUGACAUGGCAGCUAAUCCAGGCUACUACUCAGAAAUUGUGGAAAAGUCUCUCGGCACAUGCACUUUGGCAACUGAUGAAAUUGAGCGAGAUUUGCGCAGAUCCCUGCCAGAACACCCAGCAUUUCAAAGUGACACUGGCAUCUCUGCAUUGAGAAGAGUGCUGACGGCAUAUGCAUACAGAAACCCCAAAAUUGGAUAUUGUCAGGCAAUGAAUAUCCUCACUUCUGUCCUACUUCUGUAUGCCAAAGAGGAGGAGGCAUUUUGGCUGCUAGUGGCUGUGUGUGAGCGAAUGCUGCCGGAUUACUUCAACAGGAGAAUUAUAGGUGCCUUGGUGGAUCAGGCAGUAUUUGAAGAACUUAUCAGAGAUCAUUUGCCGCAGUUGACUGAUCACAUGACGGACAUGACCUUUUUCUCCUCUGUGUCCCUCUCAUGGUUUCUUACCCUGUUCAUUAGUGUUCUGCCUAUUGAGAGUGCUGUCAAUGUGGUGGACUGCUUCUUUUAUGAUGGGAUCAAAGCCAUCCUUCAGCUGGGACUGACUGUUCUGCACUUUAACAUUGACAAGCUGCUAGUCUGUAAAGAUGACGCGGAGGCUGUCACUAUACUUAAUCGGUUUUUUGAUAAUGUUGUCAAUAAGGACAGCCCGCUUCCUUCUUCUGUGCAGCAAGCGUCUUCUGGCUGUGAACGGAAAGGCAAUAGUGUGAAAGUGGAUAUCACAGACCUUAUCAGGGAGUCAAACGAGAGAUUUGGAGCUAUUCGCUAUGAGGAUGUAGAAAGCAUGCGCUCCAGAAACCGCCUGUAUGUCAUCCAGACUUUAGAAUUGACAACAAAACAAAAUGUGGUUCGAGUGGUGUUGCAGGAUGUCAAAUUCAGCUCUGCUGAUUUAGAGGAGCUCUAUUAUUUAUUUAAGAGAGAACAUUUCUUGUCUUGUUACUGGAGUUUAAACAACAGCAGAAUCCUUAGUCACCAUGACCCAAGUCUGCCA
Messenger RNA from Staurois parvus, 1731 nucleotides. Lineage: Eukaryota; Metazoa; Chordata; Amphibia; Anura; Ranidae. The record is from the annotation of a GenBank genome assembly.